Messenger RNA from Aspergillus glaucus CBS 516.65, 3465 nucleotides. RefSeq lists its product as uncharacterized. NCBI's taxonomy places the organism in Eukaryota, Fungi, Ascomycota, Eurotiomycetes, Eurotiales, Aspergillaceae. Gene Ontology annotation, cellular component: catalytic step 2 spliceosome. Gene Ontology annotation, molecular function: protein binding. Bases 1 to 3465 code for a protein of 1154 amino acids. The record is from RefSeq and is a predicted model, not a curated record. Gene Ontology annotation, biological process: negative regulation of RNA catabolic process; regulatory ncRNA-mediated post-transcriptional gene silencing. The transcript is spliced from 2 exons.
AUGGAUUCCCAGGACAAGAAGCCCGUCCCUCGUUUUUCCAGCUUCAAAUUCCCCCAACCUCCACCGCCGGAAGCUGAUCGGCCCUCCGAGCGCAGUCGCGAGUCCGCACGGCGAGAUGAAAGGUCCCGGCAUCAUUCCUCGAGGCAUAGAAGCCAUCGUGAUCGGUCGAGGUCGAGGGAGCAUCGGAAAGAACGAAGAGAACAUCGCCAUUCUCACAGGAGGGAUGGCCAUCGCGGAGAGGUCGCAUCCGAGCGUCGAACCGAUUCUAAACCCGUCGUGAAGGAGACCAAGGAUGAGGAUACCAAUCUGUUUGUGGUUGAUCGCAAAGGCGACAAAUACAACCUUAUAUAUGGCACCAUACAUCGAUACAAUGUCCCGGCAUAUCGACGGUUCGGUCGAGGAGGCGUGCUUGGUCUCCCCCGGAAUCACAGAAUUGAUCGCGAUACAUCGGAGGGAGGCGCAUUGGUGAUUAGGACGACCGCCGAAUUCGCAGACUCAGGAAAGUUGAAGUCAAAGAAUAUACUCUCGGGGUUAAGAAAGCAGAAAGGCAAGCUUCUUCGGGUGCGACCACAGCCUAUUUCGGAAUCUACCGCAGACGAGCAAGACUACCUGUCGCUCAACGUAUCGUCCCAUCGCAGAGAUAGGGAUAAUAUAAAGGAGGUCGAUUCAGAUGAUGAGAAAUUCGCAUACCGUUCAAUACACGGUAAAGCCAAGCCCGAGGAACAUAUUCCCAGCGACCUGGAGGCAGUGUCAGAUACGGACUCCGAUAAUGAAGGGUUCAGGGUGGAUCUGGAUGAGGAAAUCAAGCAGACCAAUGCGGAAUUGACGAGGAAAACUCAAGAGACCCCUACGGACGUUGGUGCAUGGCUCCGGUUGAUUGACCAUCAAACAGCGGUUCUUUCUGGCGCUGAGGAGUCUCGUCCUCUAACCUAUGCAGAGCGAACAGGGUUGGCAGAUAUCAAAAUGUCGAUAUACGAAAAGGCGUUGAAACAAAUUGGACAACACUCUGGCAGGGAGCGUGUCUUACUAGGUCUGCUGGAAGAGGGCGCAAAAUUGUGGGACACCAAGAAGCUUUUGCAGCGAUGGCAGACUACGCUGAAGGCAAAUUCUCAAUUCAUCAGCCUUUGGGUCAGAUAUCUCGACUUUCGCCAAACACAAUUCUUGGACUUCACCUAUGAACGGUGUUUAGCCACUUUUAUCGAGUGUCUGAGACUGAACCAAUCCAGUCCUAAUGGCCCUGAAAAGGUAUAUGUUCAGAACUAUCUGUUUCUACGCAUGACGCUGUUCAUGCGAGAAUCAGGUUUCGCAGAGCAUGCAGUCGGACUUUGGCAGGCAAUCCUCGAAUUGACCUUCUUCCGACCGGAGGGGUUCACAUUGCACACUGACCGAGAGAAGGUGCUGCCGGAAUUCAUGGAAUUUUGGGAAUCAGAGGUUGCUCGAAUCGGUGAACCCGGCGCCAAAGGCUGGAAGAGCGGGAGUAGUGCUGCUAUGGAUCCAAAAGGACCCUCGACAACACAACCCAUCUCUCGAAAAUCAGUCUUCAAGUCAUGGGCAGCAUCCGAAAGAGAACGGACUGUGAAUGCCCGGGUACCGGCACGUAGUUUGGACGAACUGGAGGACGACGACCCCUACCGUGUGAUCAUCUCUUCCGACCUCUGGGAGAUUCUAUCGAUAUUCUGGAAUCCAACUGCACCGAAUCUCGCAGAGGUAUUGCUUGAUAGUUUCCUAUACUUCUGCCACCUCCCGCCCUUAACAUCACCAAACAACAUGCAGACAACAAAGUGUUGGGCCGGUGACAACUUUCUGCGAAACGAGUUCAUGAGCAGCGCGGAACUUGGACUUGAGGACUGGUUCCCCAGAGAGACCAACACGGACAAAUCUACGGCCACACCAUUAUCCUUCCCGCAUACGAAUUUUAUCCAGACGAUUGACACUCUCUUUGGAAACCAGCAAACCUGGUUUUCCUCGUUCGACUCAUGGGUUAAGGCCGCUGUGAACACGCAGUCCGACGUUGACCCAGAUUGGGUCCGCAGAGCCCUUCGACUAUUAGUCGAGGCGAAUCCCGCAAAGGAUGACCUGGCUGAAUAUGCACUCGCUUUAGAAUUUGCAUGCAAUAUCAAAGAAGCCAAGAAAUUCGCCAAAUCGCUCUUGAAGAAGAGGUCCUUAAACCUACGUCUAUAUAACGCAUACGCACUUAUGGAGUGCCGGUCUGGAAACACGUCGGCUGCGGAACAUGUCUGGGCGACCACCCUCUCCAUGAGCAAUAGCUUUUCGGAUCAAGACAGAAUUGGCAAUGGCCUCCUAUUGCGGACAUGGAUCUGGGAAUGCUUAGAACAUCGUGAUAUUGCUCGCGCUUCUCAUCUUCUGUUUGCUCUUCCUCAACAGAGCGUUGAUCUGAAGUCACUAGCAGAGGCUUCACAGCCAACAUUCGGCGCGACAAACCUGCUGAAAAUGCACAAUUUUCUGUCGGACGCCCAAGAACACGCACUCGCUGCUCGGAAAGCAAGCGUCUAUGUAGCCUACACAGACUGCUCAGCUAUCCUAUCAUACUUGACCCAUUCGCUGAACCUGGAGAAAUCUCUCGAGCCCUACAGCGCCGCUUUUACAAGGCUCAGCACCCUCCCAUCCCACGACUCAUCAUUCAAAUACUUCACUAUCGAACUCCUCCACCAAUCCCGCGCAAAACUCCUCUACCACCACAUCCGCCAAGGCAACGCCUACAAACCCUCACACAUCCGCGUCCUCCUAAUAGAAAGCAUAACCCUCCACCCACACAACACAAUAUUCCUCUCCCUAUUCGCCUGGAACGAAUCCCGUAACCGCAUCGAAGAGCGCGUCCGCGGGGUCAUCCGCGAUAUUACCACCGCCGCCACCACCCAGGCAACUAAACACGACAACAUCCUCACAACCCAAAUCCCAACAACAUCACACCUCUUCUCCAUCUACACCGAACUCAACCGUCCCGUCUACGCAGGCUCAACACUGCACUCUGUCCGCGCGGCGUUUGAAAAAGCAAUUGCCGAUCCAACCCCAGACUCUUCGGACCCUAACCGCCCAACUAGCACAAGUAUCACAGGGGCACACUCAAACCUCACCCUCUGGAAACUCUACAUCCUCUUCGAACUCUCACGGGGUAACUUCAACCGCGCCAAAGCAAUCUUCUACCGCGCCGUCCGCGCAUGCCCCUGGUCGAAGGAGUUGGUUAUGUUGGCGUUUACGCAUCUAAGGGCUGAUGUUGUCAGGCAACGACAUCAGGCUUCUGAUACGAAAGCGAAGGUGAAAGAAGAAGGAAUGGACUUUGAGGAGUUGAGGAGGGUUUGGAAUGUGCUUGUGGAGAAAGAGUUGAGGGUUCAUGUUGAUGUUGAGGGGGUGUUGGAUGAGAUUGUUGCUAGGAGCGAGGAGGGUGGUAACCUGCCGAUUGAUAUGCCGGAAGAUGCCGAGAGCGAUGAGGAGAUGCAGGUGUAA